AUGCACGGCAGCCGAUGCUGCUGUGGCAUCUUGCCCUGCAUUUGUGUGGGAGACGUUGAAGGCGCUGUCGACCUUUUGGACCAACGUCACGAUGGUCAAGUAUCCUCUUCUGGUAUUGCCGUGGUGACAAAGUCCAAAUUGCGCCUGCUCUUCGCAGCUGACGCCACGUCGCAGUGUGUGAGCUGCAUGAUGCUGCCGUGUAUCUGUCCCGCUAACGACGAGGCUGCGUAUGUGGGAAAUGUGCUUCCACUGAUGUCUGAUGAAGUCGUGGAAGAUGCGGAAGAGGAGACGGACAAGUAUGGACGAGUCCGACUGAAUGCGCUCGUAACGACUGGUCAAGCAAAAAGUGAUGACGUGUGGAUUGCAAAAGAGAUCAAACCAUUGCUCAAGCCUCAUCAAAAGGAAGGAGUGCUGUUCUUGCAUUCUCAUGUAGCUGCUAAGCGUGGUUGUAUUCUGGCAGACUAUAUGGGUCUCGGCAAGACGCUACAAGUGAUUAUGGUUAUUCAUUCAUUCAUCGUUGACGAGAUUGAUUUACGAAAGCAACGAAUAGACAAGCUGAGUGGUUGCACCGUCGCAAAUUCGGAGCCGAAAGGGGUGGAUGACCAGAAACAAUCUCACGAUGAAAGGGACCCCCCGGCGACUGUUCUGGUUUUAUGCCCUGCCAUUUGUUUGUCAAAUUGGGAUUCUGAGUUUCAAAAGUGGCUGGGUAUCGAGGCACGUGCACAUUGUCCGGUCAUCUUGUUCGAUUCUUUGACAACCAAGGGCACCACUGCAGGUCGGAUGCGACUAUUACAGCGCUGGAAACGCACCGGCGGUGUGCUACUGAUGGGCUAUGAGAUGUUUCGUGGCUUGUUGAAUCCAACAACUGCGCCGGUGAGCUGUUCUCCUGAAAGCACUACAUCCAUUAGGGUUCGCUCGCGUAUGGCAACAGCUACAAUGGAAAUUACUAGCGCUUCUGCGCGGGAAACUGCUCAAGUACAGCGCACAGCGCGAGAGUUCAGGCAUUUGCUCUGCGAUCCAGGAGCAGGCCUUGUAGUUAUGGAUGAAGGACACCGAAUGAAAGACCCAAGUUCGUUGCUAUGUCAGAGUGUGGCUCAAAUCCGAUCACCCCGACGUUUGGUACUCACAGGGUAUCCCGUGCAGAACUCGCUGUCUGAGUAUUGGUGCAUGGUCAAUUUUGCGCGAGAGGGAUUCUUAGGUUCUUAUGACGAGUUUCGAGCGAACUAUGAGCGCCCAAUUCUUGGAGGGAGCACGACACAUUCUCAAGAGCUGAUUGAGUUGCUUCAUAAUGUCGUGCUGCGUCGAGGCAAGGCAUUACUGAGUUCCCAGCUUCCACCGAAGAAGGAGUACAUUCUGUUUUGCAAGCUUUCCCCGGUACAGCAUCAAUUAUAUUGUGACUUCCUCGAAUUUUACAGCGGCAGCGAUGGAGCUGCUGCUGAUCUCUUGACUGCUUACGCUGCACUUCUUCAAGUGAUGAACCAUCCGGACAUUAUUUAUUCGAAGCUUUGUCCGUCCAACGAUGAUGGUUCAGCGCUUCUGCUGGGAAGUGACGAUGAAUAUAGCAAUGCGUUGCCAGAUGAUUCGAGUGGUUGGGCGUGGGAAAGUGAAGAGCGAUUGCAGGAAAAACAACAGAAUAUUGCAGCACAGCGGCGUCGCAAGCGACAGAAGCUCACGGAUACGCAAAAUGCCUCAAUAUGGGCACGGUCCGUGAUAUUUGGUAAGAACGACCGAGGCGUUAAGAAGCCCAUGCCAGACAUGGUGGAUCAUUACGAAACGCGAGUACUGGAAAACAGUGGCAAGAUGGUUGUUCUCUUUCGUAUCGUGGAAGAAAGCUUUAUCUGUGGUGACAAGGUUGUCGUGUUCUCCCAGAGCGUUCCUACGCUCAAGGUCAUCUCAGACUUCUUGCGUGUGAGCUCUUUUAGUCCGGCAGGCGUUACUGACGACUGCACAAAGUUGCACAAGCACUCGAAUAAAAGCAAUUCAAAGCGCCGCAGAAUUGCUCCACGGCCAAAUCGCGACCCUGCUGGAAUAUUGCGCAAGCGUCGAAACCAGGCAGCAAUAGGCGGUCCACAUACUAGAAAGGCCACGAAUCGUUCUGCUGUCGUGAGCAGUGCAGAUUCAAAGGAGUGGUUUUUGCAGAUCGAUGGUGGUACAAAUAGCGCCAAACGUAUGGAGUACAUCCAGCGAUUCAGCGCGAUCGAUUCACCGGUUAAACUAUUGCUGGUGUCAACGCGCGCCGGUGCUGAGGGCAUCAAUCUUCACGCCGCGAACCGUCUAGUUUUAUUUGAUGUCAGCUGGAAUCCUUCCAACGACCACCAGUCAAUGUGCCGCUCUCAUCGCAUCGGUCAGGCAAAAAGUGUGCAUGUGUAUAGGCUUGUGAGCACAGGCACAAUGGAACGCAUGAUUUACGAUCAGCAAAUGAAAAAAGUUGAUUUGUCUACUGCGGUGGUGGAUAGUGAGGAGCUCGCCAAGAAUGGGGAGAGCACAGCAGACUCGUCGAAUCUCGUAAAAACGGAUGUCGACGCAUCAGCAAACGAGACUGAGAACUUGGUACCGUUUAGUGGAUUUCUUCAGCCGCCCGCAGAGGCCAACUACGACAAGGAACUUGCUGUGGACAAGACUAUCGUCGAAGAAGAUACCGUCUUGGCAUCGUGCGUCAAGCAGUCGGGUCGAUGGCUCGUCGAUGUUCGUUGCAUACACGAUCCAAUGAGCGACAGGAAGCAGUCAGCGUAG
Molecule: messenger RNA, 2733 nt
Organism: Peronospora matthiolae
Lineage: Eukaryota; Oomycota; Peronosporomycetes; Peronosporales; Peronosporaceae
Source: the annotation of a GenBank genome assembly